CGCCGAUCCAGCGCACUUUCACCUCGGUGAAAUGAAGAAGCGCUCGAGCGACGCCGAGGACAGCGCAACGUUGCUGGACGCACCGGCCACUUGUCCCGUGGACGACAAUAGCGGUCCUGUCUGUGUAGGUUCGGUGGACAUGCUUCGCUGCGGCGGCAGCGGCAUCACGUCCGUGCUGUUCUUGCCGUCGGAAUUCCGUUCGAUUCGGUUGUACCGGGCAGCAACAUGGUGGAAGCAAGCCUUGUACUCCGUAUUGUGUGUGACAUCGUUCGGUGUCUUGCCCCUUCUUGCCUACUACAUGCCACUGUUGCAUGCCGCAUGCACGCUGACACCGUUGUCAUCGGGGGUAUUUGCCACCGUGGUAUUAGUUCAGCGUCGCGACAGCACAGGAAGCUGGGAGGCGGUGCCCGUGCAGCGCACUCCCACGACCAGCGCCGACGACGGCGUCAAUCCCCCCGAACAACUCAUCUGGUUUACGUUUCGCAAGCAUCGAUACAUGUACGACGAUAGCACGACGUCGUUUCGCCGAAUCAGCGCCACCUUGUAUGGCGUGACCUCGAGUGACGCUCUUCGAUCUCGACUGACUUCUGGGCACUCGGACGAGAUGGCAGCCGCGCUGCUUCGAUACUUUGGACGAAAUGCGCUUGAGAUUGCGCUCUUGCCGGCCCACCAUGUGCUCAUGGAGAAGCUUCUGCAUCCGUUCUACUUGUUCCAGCUCACGAGCGUCGCAUUAUGGCUCUAUGAAGCGUACUGGAGCUAUUCCAUUUUGAUUCUGGCCAUGACUGUUGGCUCCGUCGGCUACGAAGUCGCAACCCAACUGCUCAACACAAGAAAACUCCACAAUUUUAUGCACAUGGACGACGUCGUUGUGCAUGUGCGUCGCAACCAUCAGCACCUGUGCGUACCCGCGACCGCCCUUGUGGUUGGAGACAUUGUCGAGUUGGACAAAGGGGGUGCGGUGGUCGCCGACAUGCUUCUUGUGGAAGGGGCGUGUGCUAUGGACGAAUCCUCGUUAACUGGCGAAGCGAUUCCGGUCAACAAGCAUGCCGUCGCCGUCUCUGCAGUGGAUUUUACGUCUUCUUCGUGCAAAGCGUCGCUCUUGUCGGCAGGAUCUACAGUCGUUCGAUUGGAUGCAGAUACUUGCAAAGCGGUGGUGGUUGCAGUGGGCUUUCAUACGUCCAAGGGCGAUUUGUUCCGAUCGAUUGUGUGCCCCAAACCAAUUCACUUCCAAGUCGAGCAAGACAGCUACCGCUUUCUCGUCGCGCUUUCGACACUGGCAGUACUUACAGGGAUUAAAAACAGCUACGACGCAGCCAGACACGGCCUCGGGUGGAUGCGUGUGGUCGUAUCUUGCUUGGAUAUAAUUACAAUUGCGGUGCCGCCAGCGUUGCCGUUGAUGCUGAGCGUGGGCGUGGGGUACUCGAUCCACCGGCUGCAAUCUAUGGGCAUCUUUUGCAUCGACGGACCCAAGGUCAACUUGGCAGGUCAUUUGACAUGUUUUUGCUUUGACAAGACGGGCACAUUAACCACCGAUACCAUGUCGUUUGAAGGCGUGGAUGUCGUUGUACAGCGUACUACUACUACUUCUACACAGGAGCCACAGGAGAACAAGGCCAACCACAGUGAAGUUAUCGAGGCGUCGGUCGAGUUUGCUGGAUUGGCGCCGCUCCUAGACUCUUCUACGCCAUCAACUAUGCUGCAUGCAGCUGGCACUUGUCAUGGUGUCACGCAGGUGCACGGAGUGUUGGUGGGAUCACCGUUAGAAGUGAGUCUAUUCCAAGCUUCCAAUCACAUUUGGAAGGAUGCUGCGAUCGAGUGCCGCACCAGCGGGCGUCGCUUUGAAUACGCUCAAAAGUUUGCAUUUGACUCGGUAUUGCAGCGGUCGUCGGUGGUGCUCAAGGACGGAACUGUAUUUGUCAAGGGAUCCCCUGAAGCGGUGGCUGAAGUAUGCAUGUCGUCAACUCUGCCGCUUCAUUUUCAAGCCACGGUGCACAACUACGCCAAGCAGGGAUUGUAUUGUAUGGGACUAGCGACCAAGCAACUAGCUCAGCAACGAGGAGGGCUCCAGCGGUCCCACAUCGAAGCCGACUUGACAUUUGUGGGCCUUUUACUCUUUACAAACCCCAUCAAACCCAACUCGCCAGCGUUGAUAGGUGCUUUGGAAGCUGCGGAUAUCGAUGUUCGAAUGAUCACUGGCGACAAUGCACUCACGGCUAUCCACGUCGCCCACGCAGUAACUAUGCAGUUGCAUCCAGAAGUGGUGGUGCUGGACAUCAACCAUCGCCAAACCGACGACGACGACGACGACAGGUGUAAUGUGGUGUUGCAUCACGUUUCUUCUGGCGUUGUCCAGCAAUUCUCCAUGGACGCCUUCCUUCUUCUUGGCACUUCAGUGGACUUUGCCAUGACGGGAGCGGCCCUGGAGUGGUUCCAAGCGCAUGGAGCGGGGGAUCUUGUAGUGUUGGUGGAAAAUAUUAAAAUAUUUGCCCGGAUUCGUCCAGACCAAAAAGCAUAUCUCGUUGAAACACUCAUGGCUCAAGGGAAGUAUGUGGGCAUGUGUGGCGAUGGAACCAACGACUGCGGGGCGCUGAAAGCAGCUCACGUGGGGCUAGCUCUGUCGAAUGCCGAAGCUUCGAUCGUCGCGCCCUUUACAAGCCGCCGACAGGACGUGAUGGAUGUGCUGACGCUGAUCCGGGAAGGCCGGUGUGCCCUCACGACAUCAUUUGUCGGGUUCAAAUUUAUGGUCCUGUACCCUGUCACACAAGUGAUUAUGACGUCAACUUUGUACAGUGUAUUGGUUUCACUGGGCAACAACCAAUUUCUAUUGGACGACAUGGUGAUUGUAUUGGGUCUGUCCAUGUUGAUGCUACAGUCCAAGCCGACGCAUGCCAUCACCUCGCACCAACCCGCGACCACUCUCUUUGCUCGGUCAAUUGUGUGGUCCAUCGUUGGCCACGUCGUGAUCUUUCUCGCGUGCUUUUCCAUCGUCUGGUCUCACGCUAUGCACGCGCCGUGGUUUUGCUCUGUGGAGACCGCCGCUUCCCUUUAUGCGACCACAGACGCCACUCAUAUUGUGAAUUCCACAUGUAGCUACAACUACCAGCCACCAAUGGGCGACGGCUACACAAGGCAGUCCUACGAGAAUGCUGUUGUGUGGCUGUUUGGCCAUUGGGAAUUUGUGAUUGUCGCAGUGGCGAUCAAUUUAAAAGACCACUUUCGGCAGCCAGUGUGGCCCCAGAACAAGCUGUUUGGUGGUUAUGUUGUGGGCCUAGUUGUGGUUCUGACAUGUCUUACACUGACGCAAAACCCGUCUAUUUUGGGGUGGUUUGAAUUGGUCGAGUUGCCCGAGGCGUUUCGAUGGUACAUGCUGAGCAUGGUAGCUCUCAACGGCCUUCUGAGUCUGGGCUGGGAAUACGUCGUCACCCGAUACUUGGACAAAGGCAGUGGUCCACAGGCUAUAACUACUCGAUUACCCCACAUUCGAGUGGUGUAAAUAUAUAGUGUAGCCACGCUAAUCGACAUAAUAAUAACCCGUUUGCACCUUGC
Molecule: messenger RNA, 3546 nt
Organism: Aphanomyces astaci
Lineage: Eukaryota; Oomycota; Saprolegniomycetes; Saprolegniales; Verrucalvaceae
Exons: 19
Coding region: 32-3493 (1153 amino acids)
Cellular component (GO): membrane
Molecular function (GO): P-type transmembrane transporter activity; ATP binding; ATP hydrolysis activity
Source: RefSeq, a predicted model, not a curated record